Molecule: messenger RNA, 5147 nt
Organism: Chara braunii
Lineage: Eukaryota; Viridiplantae; Streptophyta; Charophyceae; Charales; Characeae
Source: the annotation of a GenBank genome assembly
GGCUGUGUUUACUUGAACCUGACAGUCAACGGGUGAUAUUUCUCUGAUAUUUCUCUGAUAGCCCUCUUUCUUACUUAUCUCUUAUUCUACUACUCUUGGAUCACUGUCGUCUGACAGAAUGGCGGCCCCGGUUCCUAGGGGUGCUUGGUUCAACUGUGGUCAGCAUGGCCACUGGUCGAGGGAAUGUCCACAUAGGGCUAGUAACCAACGGCAUACGGUGGCCACAGGAGCUAAUGCGGAGCCUAUUCUGGCAUUACCGGCGGCAGGAGUCGCGACUACUGCUUCUGCAUCGGCACCAACUACAACUUAUCAGGCGCCACGAACAGGGUGGUGGUCGAGGAAUCAGCAGAUUCUGGACAAGUGUAACGACUUCGUCAGCAAGGCUCAACAGAAAGAAAGAGACCAACUGCAGGCUGAAGAACAAGAGAAGAGAAGACGCAAGGAAGAGGAACAGGCCGCUCAGGUCAAAAAAGAGCGUGAAGAGAUUGAGGAACGAGUGGGACAGAGGUUGGAGGGACGGCUUGCCAGUAUGUGUGAGACACUCGUGGGCAAACGAGCGGACAAGGCAAGCACCAGCACCGAUAAUGAUGAGGUGUCUCGCUUACGUUGCGAAAAUGAGGAUCUACGUGCUAAGUAUGGUAUCAAGGAGGCGCUGCCGUCGACGGGUCUCGUUGACAGGCUUCAAAGAGAAAAUGCUGAGUUGAAAAGGCAGGAGGCACUGUCAAAACAACAAAUGGAGGGUGACUUGGCUGCACGGAGAUGGGAGAUAAAGGACUUGAAGGAGAACCGGGAGAUCAUGGGUAAGGGUGAACUUACCAAGCAAAUCGAAGACCUGCGAUCAGAGAUGGAAGCGCUUCGGAAGCGCAAUGAGGCUGGUGAGGUGUCGGCUGAGCAAUGGCGUAGCGAAACUUUAAGACCGGGCAAUAAACGUGGAAGUAUUAACAUCUCGACUCCUGUCAGCGAAGGGCGGGCCGGGGCGCGCUCCAAGACCACAGCAGCAACUGGCGUUACAAGGAGACUACGUCAUGUAACACUACGUGAGGAGAUCGAGGAUUUGCAAGAGCUGCGAAGAUGUGACAAGACCGAGGUGGACAUGUUGAAGGAAAGGAGGGCACUGGCUGAAGCAAGAAGAGCGGACGCUGAAGCAGAGAUCGUGCGACUGAGAGAAAAAAUGAAGCUGCUAUCUACUGAAGAAGUUGGUUGUGGCACACCCAAGGAGCAUGGGACGAAUCCGAAGGACAAAAUGGAGGAGGCUGCUAAGACAGGUUUCAAAACGGGAAGAAAGGGAAGAGUGAAGAUGACGCCUGGUAGGCUGCCUCGACCCGAUGGAAUUUUCAAAAUUGUCAACGAUAAGUUUGUUUUUCUUCAAGAUGAAAGGAAGCGAUUGAAGGCCCUCAAGAAGACUGGUUUGGAAUUGUUGUGCCAAGAGGAACGUAUUAAGUACAAGACCAUUGACGUUACUGUUGAGGAAUUGGCGCAACUGUAUGCAGAAAGGGCAUUUGGUGGAAGCAGUGAAACCGGUGAAAGGAUUAAUUCUGAACAACGUCCAGCAAGUCCAGACCCCGCUGCUGCUGCUGCUGCUGCUGCUGCAGCGGCAAGUGGUGGUGCAGGGACUUCUGGAACUGUUGCGGCCCCGGGCCCGGACCCAGUAAUGGCUGGGCCGGGCAGCAGCUUUGCUUACCUCGACAGGAAGGUGGCACAGAUUCCGUCCAAGUACGAAGGAAAAGACAACGUCGAGUCAUGGAUCAGCACCAUGCGGUCCUACUUUGAUGUGUUGGGGACACCCCCAGUCACUCAGUCGUCGGUCCUUGGGACCAAUGUGGAACCCGCCGUGAGAGGAUUUCUAGAAAUCCAAGCUGUACAAGCAGGCUAUAAACGUAUAGACCUGAACAAAUGGCUGAAGGCUACGCCUGUAGCCACACUUGAGGAUCUCUUGAUUCAACAGUAUGCCGAUCCACAUGCUGCAGCAAAAGCAAGACUUAAGCUUGAUAAACUCAAGCACAGCAAGUGGACUGGCACCAUGCAAAGUUUGCAGCAGUAUGUCAGUAAGCUCUUUGCUACUCCCAAUUUGAAAAUGACUGCACCGUCUUGCUUGGAUGUGAUAAAAGCAACGGUCCCCUCUGCUGAAAUUCGUCGCCUGGGCCUCAAACUCGCGGAAUAUACAGAUUGGCUUUCCCUCAUGCGGGAUCUAGUCAAGUUGGUGGCACAAGACCUCCCGGGUGGAUCGAGUGGCAAAAGAGCCCUUGGCCGCAAACGGUUUUCUGGCAGCAACCGUUUAGCAGCACACGAUGUGCUAGAGGAUGACGAGGAGAUCCUCGCAGACAACCCUUCUCUUGAUGACGAUCAAGAGCAAGGCUGUGAGGCAUCAUGCUCUGCGUCAACCCACGAGUCUGAGUUGGCCCAAUGUGAAAGAACCACGUGGAAGGACUCACAAUUCAUGGUCAAAGAUGCCAUGGGGAUCGAGCGUCCCGUCCUCUUGGAUGAGCCGCGCGAGUCCCAAGUGACCUUUCUUAAUGCAAUGCAAUUCUGCAAAAAGUGGCGCAGGCGCAAAACUGAUGAGCAAAUUUAUAUAGCCUUUGUUAGGCCUGCUCAUGUGCCUUCUAUUUUUGCUGUACAUAGUGAUUCUGCUUUGCAUGCUGUGUCCACCUCAGAUGCAACUACUUCUACCUCUACUAGGUCCACCUCUAGUCCAAAUGACUCUACUUCUAAUCCUGUUGUUUUGGCUGCACCUAUACAAACUGACAUGCUUGCUCUUGAGAGUGAUGAUCCCCCUCCGGAAAUCCCACCGGACAUUCGCAACCUUCUCAACCGAUUUCCUGACGUCUUGGCCGAACCGCAUGGAGUCCCUGUGCGUCCGGUCCGACACAGGAUCGAGUUGAUUGAAGGUAGCACUCCUCCUAAGGGUUGUGUCUAUCGAAUGGGCUCAGGCGAAUUGGAGGAGUUGCGAAGGCAGAUUGAUGAAAUGAUUGGGAAGGGAUGGAUUAAGCCGAGUGAGUCGGAGUUUGGUGCACUGGUGUUGUUUGUCCCUAAGAAAGGAGGUAAGUUGUGGAUGUGUAUUGACUACCGCGGGUUGAAUCGGAUCACGAGAAAGAAUGCAUAUCCUUUGCCGCGUAUCGAUGAUUUGCUUGAUGUUGCAGGUGGGUGCAAAGUGUUCAGCAAGAUCGAUCUCAAGUCUGGCUACCACCAGAUCGAAGUCGAUCCUGCGGACCAGCACAAAACCGCAUUCAAAACUCGCGAUGGGCUGUACGAGUUCACUGCCAUGCCCUUCGGUCUCACGAAUGCGCCAGCCACCUUUCAAAGUCUCAUGGACAAAGUGUUCCGCCACCAGAUUAACCGGUUUGUUGUUGUUUAUCUGUAUGAUAUACUAAUCUUCAGCAAAUCGAUGGAAGAGCACAUGAGACACCUUGAGGAAGUGAUGCAGAUCCUCAAGGACGCGCAACUCCAUCUCAACUUGGAGAAAUCUGAGUUUGGGAGGGACAGCGUCAUCUACCUUGGACAUCGAUUGUCUGCUGCAGGCCUAGAGCCCGAGGCAACCAAGGUUGAGGUCAUCCAAAGGUGGCCCCAACCUGCGAAUGUCCGCGAGUUGCGUUCUUUUCUUGGUCUUGCGUCGUACUACCGUAAGUUUGUGCCUAAGUUUUCUAUCAUUGCCCGUCCGUUGUCUGGACUAACCAGCAAGAAUGUGUCCUACACAUGGAAUGAGGAGUGCACGACAGCCUUCGAAGCACUAAAGGAGGCUUUGGUGAGUUAUCCGGUGCUCCGCAUUGCAGAUCCCAAGCUUACAUUCGUAGUAACUACGGAUGCAAGUUUGUAUGGGAUUGGUGCAGUACUGCAGCAAGAUGAUGGUGAUGGUUUACGUCCGCUGGAAUACUACAGCAAACGCAUGCCCAGCCACAAGGUAGCUGCCUCCACUUACAUGAGAGAGCUCUAUGCCUUGAGAGAGGCACUAGACCAYUGGAAACACUACCUCUUGGGUCGCCAUUUCAAAGUGUUCUCAGACCAUGAGACUUUGAAAUGGAUUCAGACACAGRUUAACCCAUCAACCACAUURACCCGAUGGCUGCAUGAGAUUGAUGUGUAUGAUUUUGAACUCAAACACAAGAAAGGYUGCUAUAAUCGUGUUGCGGAUGCUUUGUCUCGCCACCCCGAAUAUAUGACUUGCCUUGUGGGUUCCUACGACCUUCGUAAGAAUCUGAAAGAGGAACUCAUUGAGCACACUGCCAAGGAUCCGGAACUCAGUCCCAUCCUUGAGCAGAUUCGGGCUGACCCUAGUAGUCAGCCUGAUUUCCAUGAAUGUAAGGGCCUUCUCUUCCGAUGCUACGAAUGGAAGGACUUCACCUCCCAGGUCUAUGACAUGAAACUCAAGAUGACAUCUGGUCGACAUCCCGAAGCCAAUGGACUGGCCGAGGAGAUCAACCAGACGGUGAUCCAACUUCUCCGAGCCUUAAUUGUGCCUGAUCAGAACUCUUGGGAUGAGGAAUUGCCGAUCGUGCAAGGGUUGUACAACAACUCCAUCCACUCCUCCACCGGUAUGACGCCUAACCGGCUGCAUCUUGGAUGGAAAAUUCGCAAUCCUCUAUCCUACCUGUUCCCUGAACAGCCUCCUGUUCUAACACCUGGCCAACCAGGCUACAGCGCUAAGUACGAUCGGUUGCUCAAGGUUGCUGUCGCAGAUAUGGAAAGGCGACGCAGUGCCAUGAUCAAACACGCAAACAAGAAGCGCCAGCCUGCGCCUUUCACAGUGGGAAGUUAUGUCUGGGUCAAGAUGUCUGAGUUUUCCGAAGAGGAGGGUGUGUCAAGAAAACUUCUCCCUCAGUACUACGGUCCAUGGAAGGUCUUGAACCAGGAUCGUAACAUUUCUCAAGAUCCGGAAGUUUGCGGACUUCAUAGCGUGUAACAGUCUGAGGUCUGGGUCAGUCACCUCUGUUGGUCACUUUGGCAUCAUCCAGCCUCAAUCCAUCUGCUGAAAUUUCAUGGCCCAGAUACAAAAUCUUGGUGCGCCCAAACUCGCAUUUUUCCAAGUUAACUUUGUCCAGGUGCUGUCAUAUGAGACCGAACAUUAUAUUUAGAUGCUCAGCGUACUCCUCUACAAUCCUACUAAAGGUAAAGGAUAUCAUCGAGGUAUAUGACGAUAAACUUGUCUAAGUAGU